AACGCAGCAAUUUUUGUUGUGUCCGCAGCGAAAAUGUUUAAACUCGGUUAAAAUAACACAAGCAAUAUAUAAUUAGCUCGCGGUUUAGCAAUCAAACAGUUUGAUCUAAAACAAACCAUUGUUAGUCUGAGUAAUAUGGGCGAUUUCUUCAAGUCGCUGAACUUCAACUACUUUAACACCACAUCCAGCUUGAGCGAUGCUGGUGGCAAUGGUGAAAGAGGAGGAGGCGGAGGAAGUGGAGGAGGAGGUGCCAGCAAUGCCACAGCCAAUAGUGGCAGCCUGGACAAUGAUUACGUUGGGCAAUGCCUGGAGAUAUCUGGCCAAAAGCUGCGCACAAAAUGUGUCAUAGCCGAAGGCGGCUAUGCGUUUGUGUACGUCGCGCAAGAUGUAAAAACUGGCACGGAGUACGCCCUCAAGCGGCUGAUCGCCGCCGAUCAGCAGGCCUGCCGCGCCAUCAACAAUGAGAUUAGCGUGCACAAGCAACUAUCUGGACAUGGCAACAUUGUCACUUGCAUCGGCUCCAGCUGCAUUGCUCCAACGUCGCAGCAGGGUGCACAAUUCCUGCUGCUAACCGAACUCUGCAAGGGUGGCUCCUUGGUGGACUGUUUUAGGGCGGAGAAUGUGGCGUUCGAUCCGCCCGUUGUCCUGCGCAUAUUCUAUCAAAUGGCUCGCGCCGUUGCCCACAUGCAUACACAGUCGCCGCCCAUAGCACAUCGUGAUAUAAAGAUUGAAAAUUUCCUUAUUGGCAAUGAUAAGCAAAUCAAACUUUGCGACUUUGGCUCGGCCAGCAAGGAGCUGCUGGCGCCCACAUUUGAAUGGAGCGCACAGCAGCGCAACAUGCUCGAGGACCAGCUGAAUACGGUGACAACGCCCAUGUAUAGGGCGCCCGAAAUGCUGGACACCUGGUCGAACUAUCCGAUCGGUCCCAAGGCGGAUAUUUGGGCGCUGGGCUGCAUUCUAUAUUUCCUGUGCUAUCAAAAGCAUCCGUACGAGGAUGGCGGCAAGCUGCGCAUCAUCAAUGCCAACUAUAUUAUGCCACCGGACUCUCGUUAUCAUUGCUUCCGAGAGAUUAUAAAGGGCUGCUUUAAGGUGAAUCCAGCCGAGCGUUACGACAUCUCGAUGGUGCUGGAGCGCUUGGCGGCCAUUGCCGAGACGCACAACUGGUCACUCAAGGGACCAUUGGAUUUGCGCGGCAUGCCCAUUGAAACGUCGUCAGCUGAGAGCCCGGCGAGAAGUGUGCCCGAAGUGAGCCAAUCCGAGUUCUAUUGUGACAAUCCAAAUCCGACGGCCACGCCCUCAACAUCUGCGCAUAUGCCACAAGCUGCGGGCGCUGGCUCGAGUUCUGCGUCCAGCCAUGGCAACGGGAGCUUGCUUUCCUCGUUGCGCGGUGGUGCGGGCACUCUGUUCAAAAACCUGAAGGACACCUCAACCAAGGUGAUGCAAACCAUGCAGCAGUCCAUUGCACGCAACGAUCUGGAUAUAAGUCACAUCACUUCGCGUAUUCUGGUUAUGCCCUGCCCCUCGGAUGGCUUUGAGUCCACAUACAAGACGAACAACAUUGAAGAUGUGCGUCUGUCGUUGGAGAGUCGCUUUGCGCCGCAAAAGAUAAGCAUUUAUAACUUUGGAGCACGGACUGUGCCCCGCCUGCCGCCGCCAGUGCGCACCGUGGAGGCGGGCUCUGUUUACGGUUGCCCACAGGCGCAUGCACCCAAUCUGCAGGGCCUGUUCACUGUCUCGGCGGAUAUGUACAACUUCCUAAAUGCAGAUCCCAAAUCUGUUGUCAUUGUGCAAACGGGCGACUCCGGCGGCUGCACAGCAGCCACUGUCAUUUGCGCUCUGCUCAUGUACGCCGAUCUGCUGCACGAGCCGGAGGAUGCGGUGCAGGUGUUUGCUGUUAAACGUCACACCAUCAAUUUGCGCGCCUCCGAGUUUCGUUAUCUAUACUAUUUUGGCGAUAUAUUACGUCCGACACCUCUGUUGCCGCACUACAAAAACAUCAACCUAGUUUCAAUUAGCUGCCAGCCCGUGCCGCGCAUGACAAAGGCGCGUGAUGGCUGCCGCAUUUACAUGGAGGUUUACUGCAACGAGAAGCUGCUGCUCACCACGUUGCAGGAAUACGAGAAAAUGCGCUUAUACCUCGCGGGUCCUGGCAAAAUUGUUUUGCCCAUCAAUUUAACAGUUUGCGGCGAUUUGACUGUGGUUUUGUACCAUGCGCGAAAUGCGCUAAAGGGCAUGGUGCGUCCACAGGGCCUCAAGAUUUGUCAGUUCCAAAUUAACACUGGCUUUGUGCCCGAGCCGGAGACACUAAUUACGUUCAACGCUCAUGAUCUCGAUGAUCUGCCUGAUCCAGAGCAGGUGCCGCCAAACUUUUGUGUAUCGCUCUCGUUGAGCGUUACGGAAACGGAGACUCUGCCCAGCCACAAGCCGCCGUGGCUGCCAGCCAAGGCCAAGCGUGCUGCGCAAAAUCUAUUUAGCUCCGAUUUGGAGUAUGUCGAGAUGCUGGAUAAUUUUGUAACCAAACCCACGACACAAUCCUCACCGCCACCGUCUGUUACAAAGCCGGAGCGAUCUAGCUCACCGCUGGUGCUACCCGAUGUCACGGAAAUUGCUCAUGAUGCACCGGCAGCAAUGCCAGAACCCUCGCCGCCCAUCGACUUGCUCAAUCUGAAUCAGCAGCCAAGUGCAGGCGCCUCGGCGGCUGCUGCUGAUCCGCUGGCAAGCGCCAUGCCCAGCUCAGAUGCCAGCUUCGAUCUGUUGGGCGCCUUUGGAGAUGAUGACUCCACGGGCAUUGGAUCAGCACCCAUUCCGGAUGUGCUGCCGCCGCCACAAGCAGCGCCACAGCCCAAAAUCAAUUCAGAUCUUUUUGAUAUAUUCGGCUCUAUUGAUCAGAGCGGUGGGAUCGGCCCGACCAACCUGAAACCAACCACUAGCACAAACCUGCCACCUUUUAUGGGCUCGGUACCUACCUUUGUGACGACACCGGCUGCACCCAGAAAGGAACCAUCGCCUACGCAACCACAAAAACCUUUAGAUCCAUUUGCUGAUCUUGCCAAUCUGGCUUCGGAUCUGAACUUAAACUUCAACCGUAGCACGCUUGGUGCCAAGUCGGCGGGCAACACGCCCGUUGGUCAGAGUCCGCAGGCCACACAAUACACGAGUCCUACGCACAAACCUGCCCCGAGUCAACCACAGACUCAAGCUCAGGCACAAGCGAAACCUCAACCGCAGGCACAGCCCGCGUUUGCCAGGACCCCACCGCAGCCGCAACCGCAACCCCAGGCCGGCCAGUCGCGUCCCGACUACAGCCGCACCCACUUUGAUGCGCCAAAGUCUUCGCAACAGACGGCUGCUGGAGGUGGUCCCAAGAGCUCAGACAUUUUUGCAGAUAUUCUGGGACAACAGGGCUACUCGUUUGGCAGCAAAAUGAAUCAGGGUCCACGCUCCAUCAACGAAAUGCGCAAAGAGGAGCUGGUCAAGGAUAUGGAUCCCAAGAAAGUGCGCAUAAUGGAAUGGACCGAUGGCAAGAAGAACAACAUACGCGCCUUGCUCUGUUCCAUGCAUACGGUGCUCUGGGAGAAUGCCAAAUGGCAGCGCUGCGAAAUGUCCACCAUGGUUACGCCGGCUGAGGUAAAGAAGGCCUAUCGACGUGCCUGCCUGGCCGUGCAUCCCGAUAAACAUAAUGGGACCGAGCACGAGGAAAUAGCCAAGCUCAUUUUUAUUGAAUUAAAUAAUGCUUGGACGGAUUUUGAGAACGAUGCCACGCAGCAAAACAUGUUCAAUGCAUAAAAUGCGUCCUUAAAC
Drosophila novamexicana is the source of this 3801-nucleotide messenger RNA. RefSeq names its product cyclin-G-associated kinase (gene aux). The record is from RefSeq and is a predicted model, not a curated record. The transcript has 9 exons. Gene Ontology annotation, cellular component: cytoplasm. NCBI's taxonomy places the organism in Eukaryota, Metazoa, Arthropoda, Insecta, Diptera, Drosophilidae. Gene Ontology annotation, molecular function: ATP binding; protein serine/threonine kinase activity; AP-2 adaptor complex binding. The coding region runs from base 136 to 3786 and encodes 1216 amino acids. Gene Ontology annotation, biological process: positive regulation of Notch signaling pathway; protein phosphorylation; regulation of clathrin-dependent endocytosis.